AGAAACCAAGUGACGUCACUCGAAGUCGCAGAGCCAAACAUAAACAUGGCGGCUGUCGUGCGAGUAAAACGCGCCUUGAACGAGGAGCCAAGCGGCGCAUUGAUUCUUUCGUGUAAACGGAGAAAAACAGAGGCUGAAAAUGGAGACGCUGUGGAUACUGUAUUCAAAUUUGCCGGCACUGUCAAGGAUCAGGAGGAAAAUAUUGCUUUGCUCCAUCCAGAUAAGCUCACUAAGGCCGAUGUGAAGACUGCUUCUACACCUGUACCUAAUUUGUUGGGAAAAGUUCGUGCUCAGGCUAAGGCGUCUUCACAAGGGAAUCGGUAUAAGCUGGUAAACUAUUUCCGAACCCUUGGGUCCAAGGAUGAAAGUGAUCCUGAAAAAGAUGGCAACCAAAAUUCCAUAACUGUGCUUGAUGUUGAAUCUCAAUUGGAUUCAAAGAAUGUUGAAAAGGAUUCUAAGGCUUCAGAAAAUCAGUUUGAUGGAAACUCUAAAGAUCCUCAGUAUGUUUAUGACUUGUAUUAUAUUGAGGCUGAUGCCAAAGACAUUGAUGUGGAUGAUUUAAUGUUGGAUGGCCUUGUUAGCUUUGCUCCAGUCGAGAAUGAAUUGGUUUUUGAUACCUAUCGAAAUAACAGAGCAGAAGGCGGAAACAGUGAUAGUGAUUCACCUCUUAUGGAUGAUGAUGAUGAUUCCAAUGAUGAAAAUAAUUGGAGAAAUGAUUAUCCAGAUGAUGAAGAAGGAGGAGAUAGUGAUGGAGAUGGUGGCCUUGCGAGUCGUUUUGGAAAAGUCACAUUUGGAGAUCACGAGCUGAGCAGUGAUAGUGAUGAUGAAAGAUUAAUAUACAAUGAAGAGUUAUCACCAAGUGAUGUACGAAUGUAUGGUUUAGCUUAUGCAAAAUUUAAGAAGAAUGCUCUCAAAGAGUUGGAUUCUAGCACUGAAAUUAAUUCUAAUUCUGAUGAAGACGAGUACAGUAAGAGCGAUGCUGAUUCUGACGAAAAUGACUGAUUCAGAUAGGUACGGUAAAUUAUACAGCUAACUAUUUAUUCUUCUGCCAAUUCCUAUGUAAAUAUUUACUUAAGAAUUUUUAUUUCAUAUUAAAGUUGGGCCUUUUUAACUCA
This is a messenger RNA of Thrips palmi, 1115 nucleotides long. RefSeq names its product probable RNA polymerase II nuclear localization protein SLC7A6OS (gene fs(2)ltoPP43). NCBI's taxonomy places the organism in Eukaryota, Metazoa, Arthropoda, Insecta, Thysanoptera, Thripidae. Gene Ontology annotation, biological process: developmental process. The record is from RefSeq and is a predicted model, not a curated record. Bases 46 to 1002 code for a protein of 318 amino acids. The transcript has 7 exons.